Trichomycterus rosablanca is the source of this 1654-nucleotide messenger RNA. RefSeq lists its product as uncharacterized. The record is from RefSeq and is a predicted model, not a curated record. Bases 44 to 1228 code for a protein of 394 amino acids. Lineage: Eukaryota; Metazoa; Chordata; Actinopteri; Siluriformes; Trichomycteridae. Gene Ontology annotation, cellular component: nucleus. Gene Ontology annotation, biological process: positive regulation of neuron differentiation; negative regulation of Notch signaling pathway. Gene Ontology annotation, molecular function: DNA binding; transcription corepressor activity. The transcript has 7 exons.
ACAAUUCCUCCGCUUCAAAAUUUCUCUCCUGUCUGUACAAUGGAUGGACCAAGUCUUCCAACUAAACUGGUCUAAAUUUUGGUGCAAAAGCUCGUUGUUUUUAUUUUGUCCUUCAUCACACACACAGACAUCACAGAGCAGAGCAGAACAGAGCAAGCGGUGGCUUUUGUACAGCAGGGAGAGUCCUAUAUUAUCCGGCGGAGGGGGGCACAGUUUCUGUGAGCGCAAAUCAUCAAAUAAUGGCAGAGAAAUGAGAAGGAAAACAAAAGCCAAGCGGGUUCUAGACUACAAAAAUGAAGAGGAGGACGAGAAAGAAGAGCAAAAACUGGACCAAUUCUACCACGGUCUGCAGAAACGAAGGAAACAAAUGGAUGGUGUUAAAGAGAGACCUGAGGAGGACUCAGCAGCAGAGGGACUCCAGAAGUUCGACAUCAGGGGAUGUGGGAUUGACUGCUCUUCUGCAGGCAACUUUGAUGAAGGCCACUCCACUGCUGAGCAGGAGGCUCAGUAUUUACAGUCUUAUUCAAAGAUGGAGCUUAUUGCCAUGGUGCUAUGCAUGCAGAGAGAAAUGGAAACCUUAAAGGAACAACUAAGGUGCCUUACAGCAUGUGGAAAGCUGGCUAGAAACCUUGAGGCUCUGAUCGAAAGAACCCAGAUAUGGCCCAAUGAAGAUAAGACUUCUCUUCCGUUCCCCCCCAGCCCUGUGCAAGUGCCCGUGGAUGUGGAUGCUUUGAUGCCAACUAUGCCGUAUGUCCCAGCCAUCAUAAACGGGCACUGGGUAAAGCAGGAGUCAUUGCCUCAGAAAUCUAAUGAAACCUCACACAGUGAUGGAGUCUUCACAGAGUUCAUCACACCUGAGCUGCUGGAGAGGUGUAAUACAGGCACCACUGCCCAGAAAUUGACCAAUGACCUGCUGCGUGGACUCUAUGAGAGAGACUGCUUGGCUUCCCACUCAAUCUCUGGUGUGGUGUACAACAAGAGGGGUCAACCCAAACCUGCCCUGCCCACUGAAGAGGUGCAGGCCAUUCUGAGAACUGUGCAGUAUUUUUUUCCUGGGAAGACUGAUGCUGAGAUUAAGGGCUACAUCCGCCAGAAGCUGCAAAAUGAAGCAAAAAGAUUGAGAAAAAAACCUCCACUGUCUGGUGUGGACCCUAUCGCUCUGAGUCUUUCCUGCCCAAGAUCAAGCACAAAUCAGUUAAAUUUGACGGGACAAAAAUCUAACGUUUGAUUAGCAGUGAUGAGUUAUGUGGUGUCUGAUUAACUAGAUUUGUUGUUAAAUACAUAGCCCCUACUGUUAAAUAUAAUUUAGGUAUUAAAAAUUCCUGACCAGUACAUACUGAUAUGUCAUUCUUGUUUUGAAGAAUAUGAUCGAGUGACACAGUUUGGCGAGACAAUUUUGUGACAGCAAAUAAAAUAGGUUAAAAAAGUCCAACUAGCAAGAUCAACAUCAGUUCUAGGAUUAGCAUUAAUGUGAGUCUGUAUUUUUUUAUGAUUUGUAUUCGAUGUGUAGCAGCUACACUGCAAAACAGAAGGUGUGAACAUUAUUUUCAUGGUAUCUAUGUCUUUCUUACUAUAUUAUGGUUCUUAUUAUGAUUCAAUCGUAGCUAUGUAUGUAUUCUUUGUUAUUAAAUCAUAAAAAAGCAAGUUGUAAUGA